GAGGAAUGAAUUCAGCGGGAAGAAGAGAUGAAAUAUUAUAGUGUCAUAUUUGCUGAAGGCUUAUAAAAUAAUACAUCCACGUACUUAUAUUAUUGAUUUCAACCUUGUAAAAAGAACAUUCAAGGACAGUCAUUUGUCAGGAAACUGGACGUUUUGCUUAGGCCUUAUCUGUGCCGUUACCUGAUGAUGGUUAGCUUCAGAAGCUAGUUAGCUUCAGACGCUACAGUAGUUAGCUUUAGACGCUAGUUGGCUUCAGAUGCUACAGUAGUUAGCUUCAGACGCUAGUUAGCUUCAGACGCUACAGUAGUUAGCUUUAGACGCUAGUUAGCUUCAGACGCUACAGUAGUUAGCUUUAGACGCUAGUUAGCUUCAGAAGCUAGUUAGCUUUGUGUGCACGUACUGUAUAGCUUGCUUGUAAGAGGCUUAUUAGUGCUGCAGAUAGUGUCUCUUCAAGCAGUAAAUACUGAGAGUAAACUCUGGGGUCAACAAGCUCCAACACAGUUACUGUACUGUUUGGUCAAUGAAAAACCUACAACCUUCAGACCUCUGCACCUUGACUGUUGACUCAGACAGAAGCCAUUCAGACAGACCCCAGAUGACAGCGCUGCCAGUGGUGGUGGAUGCCGGCUGUCAGCGCCAGGACAGAGGUUUCCUGCCUACUCAGAGUGAACCUCCUCCUCCUUCCACAGUCUCCUCCUACCCCAACAAAAUACAAGCAGUACUUCAGCUUGGACUUAGAAUCCAUCAGAGCGGGAUCUUUAACCGUGGCUGCCACUCGUGUUGCCCCAGCCUCACACACAAACAGUAGGACAGCAGUCAUCACACGCACACACUGAUGAACAUAUGGAGUACUACUGGUUUCUCCUGUUCUGGAUCUCCAGCCAGCACUUGGGAUGCCAUGAAUGCUUCAAUAUUGAUACCAAGAAACACAAGAUCAUCAAAGGCCCUAAACAAGCCCAGUUUGGAUACACGGUUCAGCAACAUGUGGCUGCUGGAGGAGAAAAGUGGUUGUUAGUGGGGGCUCCGUAUGAAAUGAACGGGCCGUACCAGACGGGAGACGUGUAUAAAUGCUCACUAAGCAAACGAGCUAACGGCAACGCUUGCUCCAAGCUCAAUCUAGGAAGGAUAUCUUUGACCAACGUGUCAGAGCGAAAGGACAAGAUGAGGCUGGGAAUGACGCUCACAUCUAACCCCAACGACAACAGCUUUGUGGCCUGUGGACCACUGUGGUCCUAUGAGUGUGGGAGCUCUUACUACAGCACAGGCAUUUGCUCCAGAGUCAAUGCAAGCUUCAAGUUCUCCAGGACGAUCGCGCCUGCUUUUCAGAGAUGUGAAACCUAUAUGGACAUAGUGAUCGUUCUCGAUGGCUCAAACUCCAUCUACCCCUGGUAUGAGGUGCAGGCUUUUCUCAUCAACAUUCUCCAGAAGUUUUACAUUGGACCAGGUCAAAUACAGGUUGGAGUUGUUCAGUAUGGGGAGAAGGUGGUCCAUGAAUUCAAUCUCAGUGACUACAAGUCAGUGGAGGAGGUGGUGAAAAGAGCACGCAGCAUCCACCAACGGGGCGGCGAGGAAACCAACACAGCUCUCGGCAUCAACGUAGCACGUUCUCAGGCUUUUAAGCAAGGAGGCCGCCGUGGAGCCAAGAAGGUGAUGAUAGUGAUAACUGACGGAGAGUCACAUGACAGCCCAGAUCUCCAGCAGGCCAUUGAGGACAGCGAGAAGGAUGGCAUCACUCGUUACGCUAUUGCUGUCCUCGGCUACUACAACCGCAGAGGAAUUAACCCAGAGGCCUUCCUCAAUGAAAUCAAGUACAUCGCCAGUGACCCAGAUGACAAACACUUCUUUAAUGUGACAGACGAGUCGGCGCUGAAGGAUAUUGUGGAUGCUCUUGGGGAACGCAUCUUCAGUUUAGAAGGAACCAGUAAGAACGGGACUGCCUUUGGCCUCCAGAUGUCUCAGGCUGGUUUUUCCGUUCACAAUGUUGAGGAUGGCAUUCUUGUGGGUGCUGUUGGAGCUUAUGAUUGGAAUGGGGCAGUGCUGAAGGAAACCCGGCAGGGGAAGGUGGUGCCUCCUAAGUCGUCCUACACAGAAGAGUUCCCAGAGGAGCUGAAAAACCACGGUGCCUACUUGGGUUAUACUGUGACGUCUGUGGUGUCAGCCAAACACGGCCGUCUACUAGUGGCCGGAGCUCCACGAUUCAACCACACUGGCAAAGUCAUCAUCUUCACGCUGAAGAACUCAGGGAACCUCACCAUCUUGCAUUCCCUCAAAGGCCAGCAGAUUGGCUCCUAUUAUGGAAGUGAGAUUGCACCUGUGGAUCUGGAUGAAGAUGGAAUAACUGACAACCUCUUGGUGGCAGCACCGAUGUUUUUCAGUGGAGGCUUGGAGAAGGGAAAGGUCUACAUCUACAGGGUGACAGAGCAGAAUCGCUUUGUCCCUGAAGGCUCGCUGGAAAUCCAUAACGGCGUCCAGAACGCUCGCUUUGGCUCUGCGCUCGCUCCAGUCCCUGACCUGAAUGGUGAUGCCUUUAAUGACUUGGUGGUGGGAGCUCCCCUGGAAGACGACCACAAAGGAGCUAUUUACAUUUUCUUCAGCCAGCACAACAGAAUAUUGCGCAAAUACAAGCAGAGGAUAGCAGCUGUAGAUCUGGCUCCUGGCUUGCAGUACUUUGGCCGCAGCAUCCAUGGCAUCAUGGACAUGAAUGAUGAUGGUUUGGUGGACCUGGCAGUGGGUUCCCUUGGUGCUGCUGUUCUCCUUUGGUCACGGAGUGUUGUCCGGAUCUAUACCGCUGUCCGGUUUGAGCCCAGUAAAAUCAACAUCUUUGUGAAGGACUGUCAGAGAGGUGGCAAAGACGUGACCUGCAUGUCAGCUAUUGUAUGUUUCAACAUCACGGCUAGGACGGCCAUUCCCAGCACACAGGAAACAGGCAUCAAAUAUAAUGUUUCCUUCGAGGAGAGACGUUUCAAUCCACGGGUCAUCCUGGACAACCCAAACAAGCUGCAGACCCAGAACCUCACCCUGUUUCCUGGAGAGGAGACCUGCGAACACUUCUAUUUCCACGUUAUGGAGACCACAGAUUAUGCAAGGCCGAUAGUAUUUUCUGUAGAAGUCGGGCUACAGGAUCCAAGCCAGGGACCUGUUCUGGACGACAGCUGGCCUACUGUUGUGAGGACUGAGCUGCCGUUCUGGAACGGGUGCGACGAGGACGAUCGCUGCAUUCCAGACCUCGCACUGCAGGCGAUGACAGACCUGAUGACUCAAAAUCACUUUUGUGCACAGCCUGUGCAGUCUUCUGGUGUUUUCUGCCGCCAUCAAAGUGAACAAGGGGCAGCAGAAUCUCUGCGGGUGCUCGAGGCGAACAGGAGGCGGAUGGUGGUGGACGUCCGCCUGGAGAACAAAGGAGAGAAUGCCUACAAUGCUCGCCUCAACAUUAGCUACACGCCAAACCUGCGCUUCUCCAGCCUUAUAGUGAAGGACAACUCUGACGUCAAGAUCGAGUGUUACAUCAGAGACAAAGGCAGAAAUGAGAAACUGUGUAACGUCAGCGCUCCGUUCAUGAGAGCGAAGAGUCAGGUUUUAUUCCGUCUUGAGUUCGAGUUCAGUCGCACGGUCUUCCUGGAGCACGUGAGGAUCGUCCUGGAAGCCAGCAGUGAUGGCGAAGAUCGGAGCACAGCGGACAAUUUCAAGGAUAUCUAUUACUCACUGAAGUAUGAGGCGGACCUCCUCUUCACUAGGGAUUCAAAAACAACCCAGUAUGAGAUCAAACCAGAGCUGUCGCUGGAGGAGCCUGGAAUUAUUGGUCCUCCUUUCAAUUUCACUUUCCAGAUGCAGAACCUCGGCUAUUUCCCAGUAAAAGAUCUGCAGCUCAACAUUGAUGUCCCAGAAAUGACAAAAAAUGGGAACCAGCUCCUUCAGAUAUCUGACUUCUAUAUUGACCAGAGGGACGGUUCCCACUGUUUACCAAUUCAGCACAUUGCACAGAGCCGCGCGUCGCCUGAGGACCUUUCACGCUUCUCCCGCUUAAACCGAUCCAACACCCUGUCUCUGCCCAUCCAGUGCUCCAUCAACGUGGCCUCACACCGGGAAACUGCAGUGAGGAUCGCAGGAACCCUGCGGAUAGACACGCUGCACGCACUGAAGUUCAAAGUCCUGGAACUGGUAACCAGUGCAUCGGUGGAGCUCCCCACCUCCAGCCCCAUGUUUUUACAUGAAGAGAGGCCUGUCAGACAUAUAAUACUAGAGAUCAGAAAAGGGAGCGAUUACAGAGUCCCCACCUGGAUAAUCAUCGGUAGCAUGCUAGGAGGGCUCCUAUUAUUAGCCCUGCUCAGUCUCGCUCUGUGGAAGCUCGGCUUCUUCCGGAGGCAGCAGCGGAGAGACGAGGACGAGCAGAAGGCCAACGGGACGGCGGCCGAGGAGCGGUAACGCAGGCUACGGGCCCCCAGCACACGGCCUCUCCACAGGGGACCCAACACUCAGGGACCGACCCGCCUCCCCCUGCUCCUCCCGCCACGGUGGGACCGCAUGGACAGCUGUGCAUGAUCGCUCAAGCAAGGUUUGGUGCACUGGAUCUGUCCCAGGCCACGAGGCCGGGCCCUGAAGACCCAGCACUGUCACACACGUUUCACUCCUGCACUGUUACGGCACCAGAGGCUCUGUACGCGCUCCACUGGUGCCGACCCGUCGCACAUCGGAGCGCUCCUGGCUUCAGGCAGGAACUCUGGUGCUUUCUCUGGCUGUUUGAAAGGAAGAACAGGACAAGCUUCGAUCAAUGUGUCACAGGAAGUUCAUGCAGUUUGCCUCUAAGUUAAAUCCGUCUCUUCCCACUGUAUUUAUUUUACUCUUUGUAUUUUUAUACAGUUCAUUAAAAACCUCGAGGGCGUUCCUCCGCUCAAAAGCUACCGCAGUUGCAUUUCUAAUACUGUGUAUUCAGUUUGUUGUUUAAAAGAUUUUAUGCAACACAUUCAUCUGACUUGCAGAAUAAUUUAUGAAUAAACAAACCUAAAGUCACCAGAGAACAGAUCAGAUUCAUGGUGUUCUCGUAGAAAAACCUUCUUUUCCUUCAUUUUUAACAUUAUUCUCCUGAAACAUGCGGAGGUUUUUUAAACGUUUGAUGCACUUUUACUUUGUACAGAAUUAACUUGAAUUGUGUAAAUAGUCAAGUAGUUUUUUAUAACCUUUACAUAUUAUGAUACUUUUAGGAUUUAUGGCAUUACUUAAUUGUAACUUAAGCAGCGAGACUAAAUAAACAAGUUGACUUUGUGGUUAAACUUGUUGCCUUUUACCGUUUUCCGCCUCGGAGCAACGGCCAUGCAUCAGACACCGCUGGAAGCAUUUGGGGGAUUUUAAUUGAACUGUUGGUCCAUCGCCGCGAGGACGAGUGAAUGUGUAACGCUCACACUAUGCCAGCGCCCUCUGGGAGCUCAGAAUGAAUGUGUGUGUGUUUUAAUUUGAUAGGGUGUGAUCACCUGUACGACACAAGACAAAUUAAACUUGUUUAUGUUCUGUAAACUGUUA
Molecule: messenger RNA, 5514 nt
Organism: Betta splendens (Siamese fighting fish)
Lineage: Eukaryota; Metazoa; Chordata; Actinopteri; Anabantiformes; Osphronemidae
Gene: itga11a
Product: integrin, alpha 11a
Exons: 31
Coding region: 844-4422 (1192 amino acids)
Biological process (GO): cell-matrix adhesion; integrin-mediated signaling pathway; cell adhesion mediated by integrin
Cellular component (GO): integrin complex; external side of plasma membrane
Molecular function (GO): integrin binding
Source: RefSeq, a predicted model, not a curated record